Messenger RNA from Nymphaea colorata (pocket water lily), 772 nucleotides. RefSeq lists its product as uncharacterized. The transcript is spliced from 5 exons. NCBI's taxonomy places the organism in Eukaryota, Viridiplantae, Streptophyta, Magnoliopsida, Nymphaeales, Nymphaeaceae. The record is from RefSeq and is a predicted model, not a curated record. The coding region runs from base 129 to 638 and encodes 169 amino acids.
CCUGCACAAGCUUGCAAAAAAACCUUGGUCGUAAUCGACAUCUGACAUGAUAUUACUGGAGGAAGUGCUCUUGAAGAGCAACAGGUUGUGAAUAUGCCCUUUUUUUGUCUUGUGAUUCUUUGAUAGGGAUGGGGCUGCCUCUGAGUAUCCCAACAAAAGAUAUCCUUUCUAUAAACUCAGUCGUGGACAGGGUUUACGAUCAAAUCGUCGAGCUUUCCGAACAGAAACAGAUGGAUCUUGCGACAGUUCAACUGGCGAUUCUCAGUGUACUGAAUACAGUCAAUUCUUGCAUGCCAGGACUGCAGUAUGAUCCGCCAUCUCUUGAGGAAGUACAGAACUUCCACAAAACGUGGAACAAAAAGUCGGACCAAGAGGAGAAGAAGAAAGAAUUGAAGAAUUUCAUUGAGGAUCUACUAAGAAAGGGCAAAAAAUCCAACAUGAACACUAUGAUUACCGGCAUCGUUGCUCCACCAGUGGCCAUGAUAACGAAGCGGGUAGGCGAGCAAGUGCCGCCAUUGAAGAAGACAUUGAAGUUCGUUCCUGAUGCAGCAUUUGUCCCAGCUUUUACAAUAGGUGCUCUGUUUACAGUGAAGAUGGUGCAGAAGAAUGUGCUGGAGAAGAUCAGGAAGCCAAUUUGAAAUCUUUCUUGCUACCAUAUAUUUACCAAUUAAUUACCUCCAUAGCCGUGAACUUCUCAUGCUGAUUGUACAAUGAAACAGUUCCCAUGAACAAGCACACCAUCUCCCAAAAAAAAAAUCCAUUUCCUUCUGCA